AUGGCGUAUUGGCUGGCAUACCGAGUGUUAAAUUCUGCAAAUUUAAACCAGGAAGAAAUAAAAUUAUGCCGAGCAACAAUCACUGAGUUGAAAUAUGAUGCGAUGGUGAGUCAACUGGUUAGAAUUUAUGGUGAUUCAGCAUCAUCAAGCUUUAUUAAAUCUGAGGACAGGGUGAAAGAGGAAACAGUAUUUUAUGGUGGUGUUUCCAGACAGGUGCGAGAGGAAAAUGGCAGGUCAUUGCGAGACAGACCUUACCAGACAAGGGGAUAUAAUCCAAGGGGAAGAUUACCAUACAGAGCAUCAAGAGGAAAUCGGGAUGACAAUGGUAUACAACGCAAAGAUUACGGUGAACCUUCAAGCAGGCAAAGAAAAUUAAACCCUGUUGAUCAUUAUGGAAAUAUUUUGAGAUGCAACAUUUGUGAAAGCAAAUUCCACUGGGCACGGAAUUGCCCUGAUGCGUAUGAAAAUCAAGGUUUAGAUCCUGACAAGAAAACUGAAACUCUAAACUUAUUUCAAUCGCCUAAUCAUGAUGUACAUGAGAUGAAGGUAUUUGUAGGAGAAACGCUUAGUUGUGCAGUUCUUGAUUCUGGGUGCACACAAACAGUGUGUGGUAGAAAGUGGCUGGAUUGUUACACGGACAGUCUGAUUGAUGAAGAUAUUAUCAAGGAAAAACCAUCCACAGCUGCAUUUAAGUUUGGAAAUGGAGAACCAGUUAUGUCUGAAAAGAAAGUAAUAAUACCAGCAGUCAUUGGAUCUAAGAAAGUUAAUUUAGAAACUGAUGUGAUUGAUGCAGAUAUACCCCUGUUAAUGUCUAAGGCAGCUAUGAAAAAGGCUGAAACAGUGCUUAAUUUUAAUGAAGAUAGUGUGACAAUGUUUGGGGAACAACAGCAACUACUGAAAACAUCAUCCGGACAUUAUGCUAUUCCAUUAACAAAAUCAAGAAAAGUUGUUGAUUCUGAAAAUCAUUCCAAUGCUAACAAAGAAUGUUGCUUUGUAGCUAUAAAUCCAACGACCAGAAAGGAAAAAGAAAGCAUGGUGGACAAAUUGCACAGACAAUUUUGUCAUUGUAGUUCAAGCAAGCUUAAACAGCUAAUAAAAUCAUCCCAAUUAUGGAAAAAUGAUCGAGAAGUUCUAAAUAUAGUGGAUGAAAUUUCAAGUAAAUGUGAUGUUUGCAAGCUGUACAAGAAAACUCCACUCAGACCAGUUGUGGGAUUGCCUCUAGCUUCAGAGUUUAACCAUACAGUCGCUAUGGAUUUAAUUACAAUUCAACAAGGAGUGUGGAUUCUUCAUUUAGUAGACGUAUUCUCGAGAUAUUCGGUUGCAUGUGUUAGAAG
Molecule: messenger RNA, 1334 nt
Organism: Paramuricea clavata
Lineage: Eukaryota; Metazoa; Cnidaria; Anthozoa; Malacalcyonacea; Plexauridae
Source: the annotation of a GenBank genome assembly